Hemibagrus wyckioides is the source of this 2591-nucleotide messenger RNA. RefSeq names its product protein kinase, interferon-inducible double stranded RNA dependent activator (gene prkra). The coding region runs from base 145 to 1059 and encodes 304 amino acids. Lineage: Eukaryota; Metazoa; Chordata; Actinopteri; Siluriformes; Bagridae. The transcript has 8 exons. The record is from RefSeq and is a predicted model, not a curated record.
AAACUCUGAUUGGUUGAAACUUUGAAUACGCCCUCAACCUUCAGGUGACGGGUUUAUUUUGGACGCUGCAGAACUCAGGCUUGUCUGCUACAGUAUUUAAUAGUAUGUCUAAAUAGUUCGCCAUCUCUGAUAAUUGCCUUAAUAAUGACGGAUCCUGACUUGGGUCUUGCAGGCCAGCAUGUCAUCUCUGACAAAACACCAGUUCAGCUGCUUUAUGAAUAUGGCACUAAAACGGGCAGUGUGCCUUCAUACAUAAUGGAGAGAGCAGAUGGAGAAGCCCACCAACCGCUCUUCAUCUUUAAUGUCACCAUAGGGGACAUCACCUGUUCAGGCCAGGGUCCCUCUAAAAAAGCUGCCAAACAGGAGGCCGCGAUGGCGGCUUUGAAAACACUGGAGCUAGACAUGGAAAAUAGCCCUCAAAAUCAAAGGAUUGAAAAUAAUGGCUGUGAUGUUGACGCAAACGACCAGUGUAAUCCAGUAGGAAUACUGCAGGAGCUGGCGAUGCAGAGGUCAUGGCGUCUGCCAGAAUACAUAGUAUGUUCAGAAGCAGGUCCAGAUCAUAAAAAAGAGUUUACGGUUAUUUGCCGUUUGGAGACACUCUCCGAAAAAGGUACAGGCAGCUCGAAAAAGAAUGCCAGAAGAAUAGCAGCAGAAAAGAUGUUGGAAAAAUUGCAAAGUCUCUCAGGGUCUACUGAGAUUACAUGGAUCUCUCCCCCUGUUCUGUCAAAUCGUCUGCAGAAUCCAAAACCACAUGUAUAUUUGGAGAGUUUGAGGAACUCGGACCUAGAGUUGAUUUCCUUACUGAAGAGGAAUUCUCUCAGUAUUCCCAACACGGAUUAUGUACAGAUGAUGCUGGAGUUAUCUCAGGAGCAGGGCUUUGAGGUGACAUAUUUUGACAUAGGUGAACUUACAGUAAAUGGGCAAUACCAAUGUUUGGCCGAACUGUCCACUGUGCCGGUUACAGUAUGUCAUGGUACAGGAAUCUCCUGCAGUAAUGCACACAAUGAUGCAGCUCACAAUGCUCUACAGUACAUUAAGAUUGUAGCUAGCAGCAAAUAAUCACCACCUAAGCUUUAAAUGAAGCAUUCAAACAAGUCUGAAAGUGUGCUCUGACCAAUUUCUUAAGGUUGCUUACAGUUUGUUUAAGCUGAAUAGUCAGUUACCUACUGAGAGACAUUUAUUUAUUUAUUUAUUUUUCUGUAAUGGAUGUAUGAUAUGUAGGCAUCAUGGAAUGCUACCCAAAAGUGAAGGAUGUGUGUAAUUUCUGACUGCAGUAUGUAAUUUUCCCUCAUCAAAGCCUCAAAGCCAGCCUUUUUCUUAACCACUUGCUCACAUUUUAGAACCAUACCAUCGUCUGGUUUCUUCACAGGCUUUCAUGGUCUGUUCAACAUUAACCAAGCUCUACCUGAUAGAACAAGCUGGGAGGCGAAAAUGAGGAAAUUUGGAUAAAGAGAAGAUCUAUUUUAUAAAUUCUGGUGUUUAUGAAGGGCUUAUAUUUUUCCUUGACAUUUUUAUGUGAACAUGUAAAACUUAGAACAAGAAUAUAUCAUAAUCAGCUGUGUAAAAUGUUUUUUCUUUUGUUUUUAUUUGGUAUUCAUUCACUCGUUCUUAUUACACAUAAUUCAUUAUUUUUCCUUUGGUAUUGAAGUGUAAUGAUGUUUCUGUUGACAUGUUCAAUAUGAAGCACUCUACUGAAUGUACAGUGUGAACGUUUGAACAAGAAAGCUCCUUGUCUUCCUUGACAGAUUAAAAAUUUAAGCAUGUUUCACAAUUAAUGUGCCAAUUUGUUUUAAUUAUGCAUUAAGUAAUUCAUCAAAACGAGUGGUGGAAGGAGCACUGCUUAUGAAUCCAAAGAGGAGUCUUAGAGAAGAAGUGGGUAAUAUAAUGAAAAGUACACACAGAUUUUUUUUUUUUUAUACACUACCAGUCAGAAGUUUGAACACACCUUUUAAUUCAAUGUUUUUUGUUUAGGGAUUUAUUUUCUACAUUCUAGAACAAUACUGGAGAUUUCAAAACUAUGAAAUAACACACAUGGACUUAAGUAAUCCAUAUGUAAUGACAACAAAAAACAGUCAGUUGUUAUUUUAAGACAUGAAGGUCAGGUGUUCUGGAACAGUUCUUGCAAGAACAGUAUUGUCAAGUGCAUUUGCAAAACCCAUCAAGCACCAUGAUGAAACUGGCUCACAUGAAGACCAUCCCAGUAAAGCAAGACCAAAACUUACCUCUGCUGCAGAGGAGAAGUUCAUUUAGAGUUACCAGCCUCAGAAAUCACCAAUUAACAGCACCUCAGAUUAGAGCCGUUAUGAAGGCAUCAGUAGCAGACAUAUCUCAAUAUCAACUGUUCAAAGGACAUUAUUGUGUAUUUCGGCCGCCUUCAGCAUUGUUUUACAAUGUAGAAAGAAAUAAACAUCAGGAAAGACCAUGGAAUUAGAAGAUGUGUCCAAACUUUUGACUGGUAGUGUAUGUAUAUAUAAAUACUGUCUCACUGUGAAGGUUUUUUUUGUGUGUGUCACAGCCAGAGCCAGUGAUGCAGAGCAGAAAAACCUUUAACUGACCGGGUCUUGCUGCUCGUGUGUGUGAAAUUGGCAGGU